CCGACGUCGUAUGGGUAGACACAGCCUGUUUUAAACAACUAAACUCAUAUUAUGUAUUUUCACUCCUUUUUGUAACGCUUCAUUCCUGAAAAGACGCAAAAUUAUUUUGCAAACAUGGCUAUGCAAAGGAAAACUAACGUUCGUCUCCCUCCCGAAGUCAAUCGUAUAUUGUAUGUUAGAAAUCUUCCAUAUAAAAUAACGGCUGAAGAAAUGUACGAUAUAUUUGGAAAAUAUGGAGCUAUAAGGCAGAUUAGAGUAGGCAAUACACCAGAAACUAGAGGCACAGCAUUUGUUGUCUAUGAAGAUAUAUUUGAUGCAAAGAAUGCUUGUGAUCAUUUGUCUGGAUUCAAUGUUUGUAAUCGCUACCUGGUUGUAUUAUACUACCAGUCCAACAAGGCAUUUAAAAAGGUGGAUACAGAUAAGAAAGCAGAGGAAUUGGAGAAAGUCAAGAAAAAAUAUGGCAUUACCACUGAUGACUAACAAAAUAAAAUACUUUCGUUAAGACAUUUGUAUAUAGUUUUAAUAAAUGUGUGAAUUGUGUGAA
Messenger RNA from Stegodyphus dumicola, 544 nucleotides. It is a transcript of the gene Sf3b6, whose product is annotated as splicing factor 3b subunit 6. Gene Ontology annotation, cellular component: nucleus; cytoplasm. Gene Ontology annotation, molecular function: mRNA binding. The record is from RefSeq and is a predicted model, not a curated record. NCBI's taxonomy places the organism in Eukaryota, Metazoa, Arthropoda, Arachnida, Araneae, Eresidae.